AUAUUAAAAUAUUUGUAGUCGGGAAUCAUAUAGCCUGUCCCAGUCUCAUUUUUAUGCCCAAAGUCUCUUCCCCAGCUUCUUCCUGAUCACCAAACCCACCUCUCUUCUGAACCUUCUCGAGCGUACGGCUGACCGGCCAGAGCGAUCCAACGGUUGAGAUGGCCCUAUCGUACUUAGCCUCUUCUUCGUCUCGCUCCUAUCUCCUGAAGCCCCUCUCCGCCGCCUUAUCCUGCACCCCGUCUCUCCGCCGUCCGUUCUCCUCUGCCGCCGACGACACCAGAACCCUCACCAUCGAAACCUCCAUCCCAUUUACCGCCCAUCAAUGCGAGCCGCCUUCGCGCUCCGUGGACACCACCCCGAAGGAGCUCCUCACCUUCUUCCGCGACAUGGCGACGAUGCGGCGCAUGGAGAUCGCCGCUGACUCGCUCUACAAGGCCAAGCUGAUCCGCGGGUUCUGCCACCUCUACGACGGGCAGGAAGCCGUGGCCGUCGGCAUGGAGACCGCAAUCACGAAGAAGGAUAGCAUCAUCACCGCCUAUCGCGACCACUGCAUCUUCCUCUCCCGCGGUGGGACCCUCCUCGAAAUAUUUUCCGAGCUCAUGGGCCGCCAGGGCGGAUGCUCCAAAGGUAAGGGAGGCUCUAUGCACUUUUAUAAGAAGGAGGCUGGGUUUUAUGGUGGUCACGGUAUCGUCGGGGCUCAGGUACCACUGGGUGUUGGCUUGGCCUUCGCGCAGAAGUACUCUAAGGACGGGACUGUGGCGUUCGCGUUGUACGGUGACGGUGCGGCUAAUCAGGGCCAGCUGUUCGAGGCCUUGAAUAUAGCCGCGCUUUGGGAUCUACCAGCGAUUUUGGUCUGCGAGAACAAUCAUUAUGGUAUGGGAACGGCGGAGUGGAGAGCAGCAAAGAGUCCGGCCUACUACAAGCGUGGGGAUUAUGUUCCUGGAUUGAAGGUAGAUGGCAUGGAUGUCCUUGCAGUGAAACAGGCCUGCAAAUUUGCCAAGGAGCAUGCUUUGAAGAAUGGCCCCCUUAUUCUUGAAAUGGACACCUACAGGUACCAUGGUCAUUCCAUGUCUGAUCCUGGAAGCACCUACCGCACUCGUGAUGAGAUUUCUGGUGUGAGACAGGAGCGUGAUCCAGUUGAAAGAGUGAGAAAACUGUUAUUAUCUCAUGAUCUAGCUACUGAAAAGGAGCUAAAGGAUAUGGAGAAGGAAAUAAGAAAAGAAGUUGACGUAGCCAUUGCUCAAGCCAAGGAAAGUCCGAUGCCAGAACCUUAUGAACUCUUUACCAAUGUGUAUGUGAAAGGUUUAGGAGUUGAGGCAUUUGGACCUGAUAGGAAAGAAGUCAGAGCGUUGCUUCCAUAAGUUGACGAAUAUGCAGAAAGUUGCCAAAAUCCCUUGAACACCCCUUUCCUACCCAGAUAAACCAAACCCACUUAAUUACAACAAUAAAAAGGUUUUGAGUGUAGAUGGUCGUCUCUCCGACUUUGAUGUUAACUCUUUUGUUUGUAUAGGAAACUGAUUCCUGUGAAGCUUUGGCAGAAUUGUUACAUUCUGCGUUCUAUUUUUGGA
This is a messenger RNA of Juglans microcarpa x Juglans regia, 1568 nucleotides long. RefSeq names its product pyruvate dehydrogenase E1 component subunit alpha-1, mitochondrial. The record is from RefSeq and is a predicted model, not a curated record. The transcript is spliced from 8 exons. Gene Ontology annotation, biological process: pyruvate decarboxylation to acetyl-CoA. NCBI's taxonomy places the organism in Eukaryota, Viridiplantae, Streptophyta, Magnoliopsida, Fagales, Juglandaceae. Gene Ontology annotation, molecular function: pyruvate dehydrogenase (acetyl-transferring) activity. Gene Ontology annotation, cellular component: intracellular membrane-bounded organelle. Bases 159 to 1361 code for a protein of 400 amino acids.